Molecule: messenger RNA, 12772 nt
Organism: Rhineura floridana
Lineage: Eukaryota; Metazoa; Chordata; Lepidosauria; Squamata; Rhineuridae
Gene: PEAK1
Product: pseudopodium enriched atypical kinase 1
Exons: 6
Coding region: 371-5692 (1773 amino acids)
Biological process (GO): protein phosphorylation
Cellular component (GO): focal adhesion; actin cytoskeleton
Molecular function (GO): ATP binding; protein kinase activity
Source: RefSeq, a predicted model, not a curated record
GUCCCGCGCGUGCGCGGACGGGAAGCCGGGCGGGAGAGAGCGAGCCGGAGGAGGCGGGGCCGGGGCUCGAGCUCUCGCUGUAGUAGGCAGGGAGACGGGAGGAGGCAGGGAGGCCGGUAGUUUUAGUUAGUUAGCGAGGGAGUUGUGCCGGAGGCAGGCCAACCGGCCAGCCAGCGAGUAGUCGGAUGAGCUGACGGUCGGGAGUUGGCGGGCGGAGGCGCUGAGAGAGGAAAGAAGUUCCCUCUCACACCUGAAUAGGAUGAGCAAGAUUUGAUUUUACAGACAAGAUAAAAAAGCAAAGCCAUAACAAAUGAAUGUUCUUACCAUGCAUUGAACAACUUCUGAGAGUCAGGUGCUCAGCCCUGGGAAAAUGUCUGCUUGCAAUGCAUUCACUGAACAUGUCUGGAAACCUGGUGAAUGUAAAAAUUGUUUCAAGCCAAAAAACUUGCACCAACUGCCUCCACCCUCUGAAAAACCUCCAGUCUCUAAUACAAAUCUAAAAAUUAAUGUAAGCCACAACAACAACCAACGUACUAGGAAUACCGGAAAUGUUCGACCUCCUGUAGCAAAGAAACCCACUAUAGCUGUGAAACCCACCAUGAUGACAGUAGAUGGACAAGGUAUAUGUGGUGAGGUCUGCUCACAAGAUCUUUGUGAGAACAAGCCAAUUGUAGGGUGGAACCAAAAUAGGACUGUCUUGAACAAAAAAUCAGUUAACAACAAUAAUAAUGAAGAAAUUGAAGGUUAUAGCCAUGUUCAUAGGCCUUAUGGGGAAAGUGAUGGUGUAGGUAAAGCUCCAAUCAAUAAUAAUGGACUGACAGAAAUGUUGAAGGAAAUUGCAGGCUUGGAUACCUCAUCUCCUCUAACAGAAGGAAGUGAAAUUAAUUCAAGGGAAGCAUUCUUGGGAAGAAUAAACAAUUGUUAUAAAAAGUCAUUAGAAAGAAGGGUCCCUCCAAGUUGUAUGAUGGGUGGAAUGAAGGAUUCACAAAAUAAGCAUGUUGUUUUGAGUGGAAGCACUGAUGUAAUAAGUAAUGAAGGUGGCAGAUUCUGUUAUCCAGAAUUCUCCAGUGGGGAUGAGAGUGAGGAUGAUCCAUUUUUUGGCAGUAUGUAUGAAGACCAUGAGAGCUGGGAUGAAAGUGAUGAAGAGCUGCUAGCAAUGGAAAUUCGCAUGAGGGGACAGCCACGCUUUGCUAACUUUAGGGCUAAUACUCUAUCACCUGUCCGAUUUUGUGUUGACAAAAAAUGGAACACAGUGCCUUUAAGGAACAAGUCUCUCCAGAGGUUUUGUGCUGUGGACUAUGAUGAUAGCUAUGAUGAAAUUUUGAAUGGUUAUGGAGAUGACACUGUGAUCCUUUAUGGGCAAGAAAGCAUGCAAAGCAUGGUAUCAUCUGAUUCCAUGUCUCCUGACUCUUCUUUGACUGAAGAGUCUUGCUCUGGGACAGCAAGCAGUUCUUCUCAAAAGCUCUGCAAUGGUGGAUUAUCUCCUAGCACUCCUAAAGAUAUCAGAUUGAUUGAGGAAGGAUAUAAAAGUUUUUGUGAUGAUCAACAGUUGAACAUUGUAACUAAAAACCCUCAGAAUGCAACCAAAACUUUGGAGACUCACAAGGCAGUGCUUUCCCUUAGGCUGGAAGAAAAGAAUGGCAAGAUUGCUGUCCAAAGCGAUAUGCAAGAAGGCAAUAGUCCUUCAGGUAUGCCAAGUCAAGCAGCAACUACAAGUUUGGUCCCCACAGAAGAACAAGCAAAACCCUAUAGAGUAGUAAACAUGGAACAACCUAUAUGCAAGCCAUACACUAUAGUGGAUGUAUCAGCAGCCAUGACCCAUAAACGUAUAGAGAAUCAGACAAGAAGCUUGGAUUCAAAAACUAUGCCAUCUAACCCAAAUUCAUCUGAUACAAAUGUUACACUUCAUUCUGUAUUAUCUGGGCAAGCAAACACCGAUCUUAAAAAAUCUAGUGCAGUCAGAUACCAGGAAGUUUGGACUUCCAGCACAAGUCCACGACAAAAGAUUCCUAAAGUGGAACUAAUUCCCAGUGCUCCAGGACCUUCUAUACCUGUAAGGAAGAAUAUUCACAAAUCUGCUCCUACUUCACCUACAUCAACAAAUAUUUCUACAAAAACUAUCCCUGUGAAGUCUCCUAACUUGUCUGAAAUAAAAUUCAAUAGUUACAAUAAUGCUGGCAUGCCACCCUUCCCAAUUAUUAUUCAUGAUGAGCCAACAUAUGCUAGAAGUUCUAAGAACGCUAUCAAAGUUCCUAUUGUAAUAAAUCCAAAUGCGUAUGACAAUUUAGCCAUCUAUAAAAGUUUUUUAGGGACAAGUGGAGAGCUCUCUGUUAAAGAUAAAACCACAAGUAUCAUCAGCCACACAUACGAGGAAAUAGAAACAGAAAGUUCAGCAAUGGAAAACAUCGUUAGCAAAUCAGUUGAACUUUCCCAAGCUAAAGGGUUAGCUAAUAGCACUGAGAGAAGACUGGGUUCUGUGGCACAGAAGGUUCAGGAAUUCAAUAGCUGUCUUGGCAAAGGUCUGACUUCAUCCAAAAGCUCUGAUCACAGCUCCCCAACAAAAAUACAAAGAACUCUUCAAGAUCCUGUGGCCAAAAUAGAAGACACUCAGGAGAUAUCUAGUGGAAGCCGGGAAAAUGCUUGUACAGUACUGUCACAGAUUGUGGCUUCUAUCCAGCCUCCACAAUCUCCCCCAGAAGUACCUCAGACUGGGCCCAAGUCUUGCAGUGCAGAAGAACUGUAUUCCUUGCCCCCUGAUGCUAACACAAGUAAAAGUACCCCAGUGCGACCCAAAUCUCUCUUCACCACACAGUCAAGCCCUAAUGCUGAGGCAAUGAAAUCCACAGAAAUGGUGCCGAAGGAAAUCCUGUCCAAGUCACCAGUCACCCACUCCACAAAGCCAGUGGCAGCCUCCCAGAAUAUCUCAAGUCCCAAAACUGAACAGGCUCCCCCAUUUCCUCCUCCUCGUUCCACAUCUUCACCGUAUCAUGCCAGCAAAGUGUUGCAAAGACAUUUCAGCAAUUGGACCAAACCCACGAGCCCCAUUAGAUCAACUGAGGCUGAAUCAGUAUUGCAUUCAGAAGGUAGACGAGCUGUUGAUGCAAAGCCCAAGCGUUGGAUAUCAUUUAAGAGCUUCUUUCGUCGCAGAAAGACUGAUGAUGAAGAAGAGAGAGAGAGAGAGAAGGGGAAACUAGUGGGUCUUGAUGGGACCGUGAUUCACAUGCUCCCACCUCCUCCUGUUCAACGCCAUAAUUGGUUCAGCGAGUCAAAAACAGAUUCUAGCGAGAAACCAUCUAUUGUGUUUAUGUUUAAAUGUGAACAAGCAAAGAUGGAGGCAAAAUCUGAUAGAAACAAGGCUGAAGAAGAAUCAGCAGUUGCAGUUGUGAUAUCGGACAGAAGAGAGAAUGAGAAGCCUCCAGAGAUGUUAGAAGAAAAUCUGAAGAGUCAUUCUUCACCACCUAAUAUUCCAAAAGAAAUUUUCAGCUCACCAGACCCCAGUGGAAUAAAUGCUUCACCAGAGUUUCGAGACAUGAUUAAAAGGCUCAAGAAGGCUCUGAGAGAAUUUCCUUUAAUGGGGAACUGUGUGAGUGAGUACAGUGGUCAAGUGUCUGAUGAGCAAACAGUGGAAAACCUGUCCCCUCGGAUUCCAAGAUCUGAAACUGAAAAGCAGGACGAUGGCAGUAAUGCAUCCUUCAUUCCACUAUCUCCCCCAGAAAUACCACACGGACAAGAGGAAAGAGAAGAAAUGUCUGAUUCCUCUGACAUGAGUGCCUGUAGUGCUACAUAUAGUAACUUAGGGCAGUCCAGAGCAGCUAUGAUACCUCCAAAGCAACCACGGCAACCAAGGGGGGCUUUUGAUGAUGCCAUGGAUUUUGGAGGAAUAUCUGAACCGGAAGUGACAACCACCUUACAUCCAACACCACCUCCACUGCCAAAGAAAACUAUUCUACGAGCUCACACAGAACCACUUCCAAAAGAACUCCAAAAACAGGCACUUGAAAGUGGCCUGUGUGUUAUGGCCAACCCCACCUAUGACAUCGACACCAACUGGGAAGCAAGCAGUGCCUGCUCUUCAGUCAGCUCAGAAUUCAAGGCUGUGGACAAUGCGUCAGGAGAUUCCUUGGAUAGGCCUCCAGAAAAAGGGCUUGUAAACUCCUCAGCAGCCAAUAGUUUUUCCAGCCUAACUGCUAUCAGUAUUAGAGACAGGUAUUCCAAUAGCAUGGAGUCUCUGUCAGAUAGGCCUGCCACCCACAGCAAGCAUGGCAAGGCUGUCCAGAAGCCCCAGAGACAAGCACUUUAUGGAGGAAUUGAAAACAGAGGAGAAGUGGUGAGCAGAAUCAGAAGCCUUCACACUGAUUCCCUGAAGAAACUAUCUGUCAAGUAUGAAGACCUUUUCAUGGCUGGACAGAAAGAUCAGCUUCGAUUUGGGGUUGACAGCUGGUCAGACUUCAGAUUAACCAGUGACAAGCCAUGCUGUGAGGCAGGUGAUGCUGUCUACUACCCAGCUUCUUAUGCAAAGGAUCCACUCAACAACUAUGCAGUCAAGAUCUGUAAGAGCAAAGCUAAAGAAUCUCAACAGUAUUACCACAGUUUGGCUAUCCGCCAGAGCUUGGCCAUCCAUUUUAACAUACAGCAGGACUGUGGCCAUUUCCUAGCUGACGUGCCUGUUCGUCUCCUUCCAUGGGAGGAUCCCAAUUCACCAGAAGAGGAACAAGAGGAGCAAGAAGAUGACAAGCAGAAGAAUAGGGAGAGCCCUUCCACUGUGGAAGUUUCACAGAAGGACAGUUCAAGUCUCCAAGGAACCAUAAGCAAGCAGCGCAGCAGAGUUGUAGUUAUCACUCGAGAGGUUCCAUAUCGAACAGUGGCAGAUUUUGUGCAAGAGUCUUCAGACCGCCAUGCCAGUAGCCCAGACUUGUAUGAAAGGCAAGUGUGUGUCCUACUCUUACAGCUGUGUUCUGGUCUAGAGCACCUGAAGCCAUAUCACAUCACACAUUGUGAUCUGCGUUUGGAGAAUCUUUUGCUGGUGGGCUACAGACCAGGAGGAAUCCUUCUGAACUAUGAGUGUGUGGAGCCCAACCCCAGUGCUGCUUGCCCUGCCAGGCUUAUAGUGAGCAAUUUCUCUCAAGCAAAGCGAAAGAGCCACAUGGUGGACCCAGAAGUCCUAAGGGACCAGUCCCGCCUUGCCCCAGAGAUCAUCACAGCAACACAGUAUAAGAAAUGUGAUGAGUUCCAGACUGGUAUUCUCAUUUACGAAAUGUUACACCUGCCCAAUCCCUUUGAUGAAAAUCCAGAGCUGAAGGAGAAAGAGUAUACUUGUGCUGACCUGCCCCAAAUCCCUUGCCGUUCCCUUUAUUCCCUGGGGCUUCAGCAGCUUGCUAACUGCCUGCUAAACCCUAACCCAUCAGAAAGAAUCCUUAUAUCUGAGGCCAAAGGAGUCCUUCAGUGUUUGCUUUGGGGUCCCCGGGACGAUCUGUUUCAGACUCUCAGUGCUUCUUCCAGACCAGCACAAAGAGAUACUGUGCUCCAGAACUGGCUGGACAUCAAACGGACGCUGCUGAUGAUCAAGUUUGCUGAGAAGUCUUUAGACAGAGAAUGCAAAAUCAGCCUCGAAGACUGGCUUUGUUGUCAGUAUCUGGCUUUUGCCACUACAGACUCACUCAGUCGCAUAGUGAAAAUCAUGCAGCAACAUUAAUUUGUAUGAGCUGCUGCUUUCACUUGGAUGCACUCCCAAUCUUUCUUCGUCCCAAGCCUCAUGGUGUGCAAGUUUUAAAAUUCUAACCUAGAACUCAAGGUCACCAAUAGUGAGCAAAUUGAUCUUGCUAGCAAGCUCUGUUUCCUGUCAUAGGUGCAAGGGAGAGGUCUGAAGCCCAUCAUUAAGCAUAGCUGGUUGUUUGAUAGGACAAGGAGGUCUGUAAAUGUAAUAAGGAAACCACUAUUUCUGAUACUGCUGUUGUGAAGGAAACUGGAGGUAUGCCCAGCUAUUUCUGUAUGGAGUGCACGUGUGGCAAAUGGCAGCAUCCAUUAUAACUACAAACCGAAAUUAGCGUAAAAUCAGUUGUGAAUGAGUCACCAAAAUGUACAUUGCUCUUCGCAAAGAUAGGGCCUCUGUCAACCCAUCUCAGAGAUGACUCAGACAUAUCAGUCAUACUUCCUUGAGAGGUAGGCUUUGAUUUGAUUGUUCCUUCCCAAGGAGACAACACUGUUGCUGAAACAGGUGGCCAAUGAGUUAGUUACGAUCAACUGCAUUCUGAACAAAUUGUCCCUUUUUAAAAUUCUUCUUGGGUUCAAAGUACACAUUACAUGCAAAGCCCCAGUAUUUGUGCUGUUGGUGGUAUAUUUUUUAAAAAACCACAGACUGGUGAUUUUGAGUGGAGUUGUGGCAGGGAAGCCCUUUUCCCAGCAAGCCAUUUUCCCGUUCAGAUUUGGUCCCUGAGCUGCUUCCCCUCCCGCUGCAGAGUUCCAGAUGCAUGUUUACCCUUUUCAUAUGUAGCUUUUCCCUGCCUUUAACCUCUUUGACCCUGAAUUCCGGUUUAUCAAUCUAGAGUAUUUCCACUAGCAGCAACGGGUAUGUUUUUCUCUCUUGGCCAGUUCACAUGACACAGUAGUUGUGCUAGAGAUUGUUGAUGAGGUGCUAAUUAUAAUGUUAACAAAGAGCACGGCAACUGAAGCAAAUGAGUUAGGAGCAGAUGCUCCCCUCCUAUCAGGCUGGUAUAUGUCCUAAACCAAGAGUAAAAAUACCAGCAUUUGGUGCCCACUUUGCAGCCAUGUGUGGGGUUUUGCAAAGCAAGAUGGAAGCAAGUUACAAAGUUGCUCAGAGUUCAUCUCUGUGUAACAAAUCACUAUGUAAAUAGAGAUGGGUUUUCUACUGGCAUGGUUCUCUUUGGGGCAGAAAACAAGGACACAGAAUAUCUUGUACAGUUACCACAAGAGCUCUAUGUAGAAUUUGGCUAUAGAACUGCUAUCAGUUACCAGUGUUUAGCUAUUUUAUAUUAUCACACUAUUUUUAAUAUGCCAUGUCUGUCAGCGUCGACUCAGAAGGAAUUGCUACAUAAGGAAAUGUUACAUAAACGAGCCCAAUGGCCUGAAGGUGUGUUUGGCUUCUAGACGCCACUGCUGGCUUUCUUCCCUGUCACACUGGCCUUUUCCUGUGGAGGCAUUAUAGCCCUGCUGCACCUGAUCUCUCUGCUCAGUAUUGGUUGGAAUUGUUUGAGUAACUCUGAACUGUUGGAGCUGCAGACCAGUAUUGAAUUCCCACAGUUGGGGAUGGUUUUUGAAAUGUGGACAGCUCGUUUUGAGCCUGUGCUGCUGCUUCUUCUCCUCCUAUGGAUAUAUGUGCAAUUUUUUAUGUAUUAUAUGAAAAGCUGUGUUAGUGUUUACAUUGCUUAACAGACUUAACCAUAUGCUAGACUUGCCCCCUUUCCUCUUCAUGGCACAUAGAUGCACAAGGUUACAUGUGCUUGUUCUCUAGAUUGAUAUUUCCUUUCCUUAUUGUUAAACUGUGACUGUGACCUGUUUACUUCAGCCUUGGAGAUAAACAGCCACUUUGAACAGCAUGUGCAUGGUUGGACCAGAAAUUGAAAAAAAGACCUGCAGAAAUGAUGCCAGCAAAGUCGUCUCUGUACUCUUGGAGCAGGUGGAUUUCUCACUGAUCCCAACCCUGUAGUUCAUGAAAGUCUGAUCCCAGCAUAAAAUAUGAGGUGGCCUCUUGACAUGCUUUGAAUCUUCCUGUUUUAAUACCUAUUGCUUAUCAGAGAGAUACCAGACAUAGUUAAGAGUAAAACAAAAGUGCAAAAGUUGUUUGCAUGCAGGUAGCUGUACUGGCACACAAAGGGUCCCUCCAGACUGAUGUGUUGUUGUUUUUGUGGCUGUAUGCUAUAACAUGUCACUGAUGCAAUAAUAGUGCAUUAGUGGUGGAUUUCUACUGGACCAUCCGUGCAUCAUUCCAUUUUCUUGAUUGUUCUGUGAUGCAUCAUUGUCAUCUGGAGGGGCACGCUUGCACUGUAGUGUAACAGAAAUGGACAAAAAUAAACUGGAACAUCCGUGGGAUAAAAGUUCAGGAUUUCAUCAGGAUAUUAUGGGACAUGCACUGAUUAGAAAUGAAGCAGUAUGUCCAUCCCAGAACUUUGCAGGUGGAAACAGUAUUGAAAGCGAGAUCACAUGUAACUACUCCAAUAUCAUCAUGAGCACAAAUCAUGAAUGCACAAUAAAAAGAAUGUCUGGAGAGGUUGAAAGAGCCAAUUGCACUGAAGCCCAGAAUGUAAGGUGUGGUUUUGGUCUAUAAAGCCUCUUGAAUGAAGUAUUUGGUGCCAAUGAUCUACAGACCUCUGACAGGAUCCUUUAGAGACUUGUACAAACAUCCCAUGCAGCCCUACUUCACAUAGGUGGGGGGGGCAAUGCUCACCUGUGUGAGUGCGCUUGCUCACAGCCAGCCACCUGCCUUACAUGCUGGCUAGGUAGAGAACACUGCUUCUUCCCAAGUUUUAUUAUGCUUUUAACUGAUACUUGUGUGCACAUAACUUCUCAAUCAGCGUGCUCAUCCUAGCAGAACAUGGACUACUGAGCACACCAGUAGGCACAUUCCUUUAGGCCACCUGCUAUAUUUCUGUGUAUAGAGAUGUGUGCUUUGUGUCACUUUCAUGUUGAUAUACACAUGCAAAGUAGACUAUUGAAUGUUUUAUGAUCUUGUGUAUUUUAUGCAGCGGAUCCCAAAACUCUGCAGCUUUUCUUUUAGCUUUCUGGUAUCAUUUUACACUUGGAUAGCAGAUCUGAACCAGUAUUAGUGUUGAGUACUCUAGGCAAGCAUGGGUAUACACUUCACCGACAUCUCCUUUUUAUGUAGUACUGAGUGAACUUUGACAAUGAAAGAUGGUAAUGUGAUUGCUAUGUACUCUGUGUGUAUAUGAGGGGCAGGAAGUGAAACCUGGCAGUAUCUAUUCUUUGUGAAGCCUGGGGCUACCUUUGCAAACAAGCCUCAUUCAUUUUUUAGGAUUUGCCAUUUAAGAGACGGGUCAAAUCAAACAGAUACUAGAACAAAAUAAUGUUAUCACAUAAAUGUUAAACCAAAAUCCUUACUGCCCUCAUAACUGGCUGCUGCAAACAUCAAGAAUAGAACCUUAAAUACACACAUUUGCAGGGUUUGCAUUUUAAAUAAUUGAGCAUUUUUAGUUGAGCUCACCACAGUUCAAAGGAUUGUGAUUCUCAAAUAGCCAUAUUGACUGUAAAUAUAUAUAUAUAUUUACUGAUUGUAAAUAUAUAUUUUCCAGAAAGCUGCCACUCAACAUAUAUUAGCACAAUGAACCUAAAUGAACCUAACCACACACAAACACAAAAUUGGGGAAAUUCAGUUGUGUUAAAAGAAUUUGAAUGUGUACUUCUCAGAGCUUUUAGUGUCAUUAAUCUUUUCUGGGAUGGCAACCUGGGUCAAUGAUUAAUUGCACUAACAACAGUGCCUUGUCACAGAAUUAAAGCUAUUAGGGAUAGGAUUCUGCAGUGAGAAUCACCCACUGCUAGCUACCAGCUUAAUGAACAAUGUUGCCUAUAUUUUAUUUGGGGAGGGGGAGUCUAAGAAAUAAAAUUACGCAUUUCACAUGAAGCUGAGUUGGCAAUUUUACCAGAAGGGACCUCUGUGGUAGCUUGGAUCCAGGGACUCUUGAUAUUAUUGAAAUGCCAAAAUAAAAAUCAGUGAAACAUGUUCUUCAAAUCUGCAACUUGUAUAGAGUAAGAAACAGAACAUGUUGAAAUAGCUGUUUAGACAACAUAAAAGGUGGAAAACCUGUUGCUCUGACAAUCCUUUUCAGACUCCAACAACAAACUUACACACACAGACCAUAUGCAAGUCUUGUUAGAAACACUAAAUACUUGUUGCAAAUGUUGAGGAAGGCUAUACCCAAUCUGUCCAUUGGUGUGAAACCCAGAACACAUGGAAAGCAAGAAUGUUAGGGAAAGUGGCACACUUCUUAUAGUACCAUCCCACAUAUUGGAAUUCACUUGUUGAAUUUGGGUUAAGAAGAAACAGAAUUUUUGUUUUUAAGGCAACUGGUACAUCAACAGCAAAAUGGUACAGUGAUUCACGUUAAUAUCUUAUUCCAACUCUCCUUUUCUUCCUUUGGGACAGGCUUUUAUAAAGGUGAAGUCUAGAUUCCAUUAAACUGUCCUCAAACUCUUUACCUUGUAAUAUGAUUAUUAUGAUUAGUUUUUAUUAUGUUUAGACUGCCAUUCCACCAAAGUUUUUAGGGUCGCAUGUAAGAAUAUAGUAAAAUAAAACAUAAAAUCCACAAUAAAAUCAUAAAAUUGUCCCAACUCACAGUUCAAUUACAAAAUAACAAUGCAGAAGUGCAAGUGAACAGGAACUGGCUAACCAGUCCCCAAAGGCCAGAUAAAAAUAGAGAUGUCUUUAACAGAUUUUGAAAAAACAUCAGUGAGGACAAACAUACCAGUUGGGGGGAGUUCCAUAACAUUCAAUUGAUAAGAACUGAAUGUUCCUAUUUCUUGUAAAGGUAAUUAAUGGGGACUAUUCUGCCCUGUUCACUGAUUGUACAAUGAUUUGGGGGGUCAUAGUGCUGCCUUUGGUAAGACAUUUAAAUCCUAAACCACCAAAAUAAGAAUUGGAAGUAGACCAUAAAACAGUUUCCUCACUGAGAGAGGACGAGGUAAUAUAUUAGAUGUAUUAGCAAACACCAAGCAGCAUUGAGACAACCUUGAUCCAGGCCCUACUUAUGUCACAAAAUGCAAUAUUUUUAUAUCUAAAAGUCAGUUCCCAACAUCCUGCCACAUUCUCACAUACCAGGAAAUGUAACCUAGGUUGGGGAUAUGCAAGAGCAGCAUUGAUUUUCAAUGGCUGGAGUCACCAGAGCUUAGUUGCCACCCCAACACUGGCUGUGUUUGCACAUUAUGCUAAGCCAAACCAUGGUUUAGCGCAAACCUGCUGGCUCCCAAGGAGGAAUUUACAGCUGCUUUGCUUCUCCCAGGAUUUGUUCGGUCAGUGCGACAUGGUCAGCCAAGAUUUUGUCUUAGCAUUUUGCCCAAAUCCAGGCUCAUGGUUAAGCUCUGUCCUUAAAACCACAAUCUAUAGCCAUAGUUUGCCUUGUGGUUACAUGUAAUGGUUAAGGAUGAGAGACCUCAACCACAAUCCCAGGUUUGGACAACACACAAAGCCAAGGUUUAGCUUAGCUGCCAUAUCGCAUUGAUCUAAAAACAGGAGGGAGGAGGGUGCAAGCUCCUCUCCAGGCUUACCGUGAUGUGUGAACCAGACCACUGUACACCUUUUUACCUUCUUCCAUAUAAAUUAAUAGUUGCCAUUUGCUCAGGGUGGGAAAUAAAAGUUGCGCUUGGGUGUGUGGCCUGUCUCUUUAAGAGACUUGUGGGAUCUGUAAUAGAAACUCCCCUCCCUGGGUGAGUGUGUUUCCCUCCAUAGUUGGAACCUUAGUCUUACCUAUGUAGCAAGUUCUAGCAACUAUGCAGAGUUAUCUGUUCACAUAUAAAUACAGCAAUUGACGUUAUCCUGACUCCUGCUGCUUCAUGGUAUUAUGGUAGACCUGUUGCAAGGUUUCCUCACACAGUGAGUACCCUUCCCAAACCACAUGGUUUGGGACAGUUCUUGGGGACAAUAUUGCAGCUGAGGCAAAGUCUACAUGGCACUCUCCAAUAAGGAUUCUGCAGGGCAUGGACUGUACUCUCCAGGGAUCCUUGAAAUAUACAAGCAUACACUAUGCCUGUCAUGACAGGCAUUUUGCAAGCUAUUCGUCUAAUUAAAAUCUUUUACAAGGGAAAUUUUGAAGGAUAUUUGCUAUGUAAAAAUUAUUGCAACUGCUAAAGACCCCUCUUUACUAGACAGCAGCACCUCUUUCCAGCUGUUUUGGGAGUAUCGUAAUGAAGUACAAGAAUGUGUAUUUUUUUAAAAUGCAAAAUCAAAAGCAGGCCUAGAGACUAAUUGAAAAUUAUUAAUUCCUAAGAAAAUCUCUACAAAAGCCUUUGCUACACCUUCCAACCUCUGGCUGAAAAGCUGUCAGCUGCAAAGCAGACAAUUUAGCUAGAAGUGAGGAGAAACAGGUGGUGGUUCACAAAAUUGCCAACUCACCUGUACCUAAGUGCUUCCCUUUACUCCCAUUUAUACCGCCUUCUAACUUCUUGGUUAUCUCUCUAGCUUAGAAAAGAUUGAAAUAUUUUAAUAGGGAAGAAACUUGACUCCAUAUUUUUAUACAUGAAUUUUACUUAACUACAAGAAUAAUCCACUUUGCCCUUUUGUUUUUAUGUCCUCUGUCUGUCUCUCUGUGUGUGUGUGUGUGUGUGUGUGUGUGUGAUAUACAUAGCUUAUAUAAUGUAUAUAUAGAUACCAUAUUUGCUUGAAUUUUAAAAAUCCUAAAGUAGUUAUCCUUUUUGCAAAACACCAUUUCAAAUGUACAACUUUGUUGGGCUUAGGUUUUAUAGCAUCUGCCCUGGGAGAUUUUUAUUUUAAACUGAGCAUUUUAAGUAUGAGGAAAGAUCCCUUUGUUUUUACUAAAAUAAUUAAAAAAAACAUGUUCUACACAAGUGCAGUGGUAUUUCUUUGCAAAUGUCUCAAGGUGGAAAUUAAUCUUUUCUUUGAAAGACUCCAUUCUCCUGGGUAAUCUUUGUGUUUGGAAUUCACUGAAUUGCUAUAUCUGGUGCUUAAUAUCUAUAUUUACACAUUUUAUAGAUAUAACUCCUAGCCUACCUUUGUGAUCAGAGGGCAAUUACACUCUGGUUUGCUGUGGUACUUUGCUGUGUAACUCCGUGGCAUAUAUGUUACUGUGUA